AUGACGACCCCGCCAUCGCCAAAACGAUCGCGCGAGGAGCCCAAGUCUGCUCGCCAGACGCCAGUGAAGCGGCCAAAGACGGCGCCGACGCCGCCGCAAGAUGCCGACUCCCGCAACGGCAAGGACGAGAUACCGACCCCGGCGCUGCUGUACCAUCUCGCGCUGAGCGCGCACGCCGCCGCGCACCGGCACUACACCCAGGCGUUCGUCCCGCCCCAUGUCCAGCUGUCCGACGCCCCGCUACCCCUCGAGUCUGGGCCGUAUGUCUCAGACCCGCACGCCCUGUCGACUGCGCUCGGUUUGCUCGUCGCUGCCCUCGAUAUGCUCCAGGCGGCGCUGCACACGCCCGCCCUCAGCGAUGUUGAGCACGCUGCGUUCGGUGCCGAGUUCGCGCACAUCGGUAUCAAGGUCCUUGAGACUGUCACCAGUGCCCAGCGCCUUCGGUCAGAGAGCGUGCUCGCUAUCGACGAGAAGCGCCUGCUUGCUGACGUUGACGACACGAUCAAGACUUCGCGUUCACCGCAUACACGGCGGUUCAAGUACGCCCUGGAGCUCGCUAGCGCACGCUUCGCAUUCAUGAACAUCAAGGUGGGCCGCCGCGUGAUCAAGAACGCCCUCGCAACGACACCACACGAGGCGUUCAUCCACCGGUACCAGCUGCAGCUCCUGCUGCUGCAGACGCUCGAGGAUUCGCAGUCGAACGACUUCUUUAGUGCGGCUGAGGACCUCAUUCUGGUCGAAUUCUGCCACUUGGCACGUCUGCGAGCGCUCUUCGUACUGCGGAAGUGGGAUCGUCUCGAGGCCGCGAUGAAGGAUUGCGCGACUGUGUUCGGCCUUCCGUAUAGCCCGCAGGAGAUUCCCGAAGUUGCUGGGUCUGGAUCGUCUAACGAGCGACUCUGGCGCACGAUCGUCACCAUCCACUACCUCUCCUUCCGUGCGCUGUACGAGGGUCGUUCAGGUGAGGACUCGACCGCAAAGGCGUGCAUCGCCAAGCUGUUCAUCGUCAUGGACAUGGCCGAGGAGAAGGGCACGUUGCGUAAGCUCCGCGCCAACGGCGGCAUUGUCAAGACGUACCCGCUGUUCGUGCAGACGACCCCGGUCAAUAUCCUAUGGGGCCUCGCGCACCUCGUCACUAUCACUAGGUCAUACUGCACGCUACGCACUUCCGCCGCUUCGAGAACGAGGCGCGCCAAGGAGAGCUAUGGGAUCUCGGAUAGCCGCCACGAAGUCAUGAUCCUCCGCGCUGAGAUCAUGAUGGAGCAGGCUCUUGCUCAUAUUUUCCGCACAGAGCUGGAAGAGGCGGACAAGGAGAUCCUCGCCCAUCUCCGUGAUACGAACCUAUUCAAGACGUACUUCCCGCAAGUGUGCAUGUUGCACGGCCAGCUUGCGCACCAGCUAGGUCUCGCCGAGGUUGCCGACCGGUACUACUCAACGGCGAAGGGCUCCGUCGCCGCCGGCUCCGAAUUCGGUCUCGUUGUCGAGGUCAACCGUCUCGCGGCGAUCGGGGAACUCGAGCAAGUUACCGAGGACCCGAAGAGGAUGCACACGGUCAACGUGCUCGCUGACCAGUGUCGGUCGGGUGACAACAUGGCAUUCCACGCCAUGGGCAACUUCCUCUCCAGCAUCGCAGACCCGGAGCAACUCUACCGCCUCACGCAGAGACUCGAGGAAGAAGCGAAGAUGAAGGAGAGCUACGCGAAGCACGCGGCGAGGAUCAAGGAGAUGAAGGCGUUUGGCGCCAAGCGCUUCGCCAACCUCCCAGCAAGAAGGCGGAAGGAGAGGGUGCCCUCCUCCCUUGGCAAGGAGGUUGCCACAGCAUCGAACACAGAUCAUUAG
Molecule: messenger RNA, 1836 nt
Organism: Trichosporon asahii var. asahii CBS 2479
Lineage: Eukaryota; Fungi; Basidiomycota; Tremellomycetes; Trichosporonales; Trichosporonaceae
Exons: 9
Coding region: 1-1836 (611 amino acids)
Source: RefSeq, a predicted model, not a curated record